Cornus florida is the source of this 2130-nucleotide messenger RNA. RefSeq names its product cyclic dof factor 2-like. Bases 202 to 1713 code for a protein of 503 amino acids. Gene Ontology annotation, biological process: regulation of DNA-templated transcription. Lineage: Eukaryota; Viridiplantae; Streptophyta; Magnoliopsida; Cornales; Cornaceae. Gene Ontology annotation, molecular function: DNA binding; DNA-binding transcription factor activity. The transcript has 2 exons. The record is from RefSeq and is a predicted model, not a curated record.
UAUCAUCCUUCACGUCCUUUGUGCCUUUCUCGACUCUCUUUUCUGAAGGUUUUUUGGUUCUUUUAUUAUUAUCCUCCCUAAAAGACCCAGAGAGUGAGGGUUUUUGUGUGUUUUAAAAGUUCUGUGUCUCGAUAUAGGCACUUAUAUAUAUAUAUAUAUAUAUAUAUAUAGAUUUUAGAAGAACACAUCAGUAAGAGGGAAAUGCCUGAACCCAAGGAGGCAAUCAAGCUAUUUGGGGAGACGAUUCCAUUACCGGAAAGACAGGUUACGGCAUGUACACAAGAGAGGUUCGAUGUUGGUCGUCAGAUUCCGAUGAUGUCCAAGGAUGUUUGUAGUAAAGUAACAAAAACAAAAGCUGAUGAUGGUCAUUUGGAAGAGUCUAAAAAGCCGGAUAAGUUUUCCGUCACAAUGGAUGGUAAGGAGGAGGACCAUAAAAUGUAUAGGGACAAGAAUGAGGUGCAAGCAAGUCCUAGGCCGAAGGAGGACCAGCCUGAGACCAGUAGUACAGACCAAGAGAAGGUUAUGAAGAAGCCAGAUAAGAUCCUUCCGUGUCCCCGAUGCAACAGUUUAGAGACUAAAUUCUGCUACUUCAAUAACUACAAUGUCAACCAACCCAGGCAUUUCUGCAAGGGCUGCCAACGAUAUUGGACUGCUGGUGGAACAAUGAGAAAUGUUCCUGUGGGUGCUGGCCGGCGAAAGAACAAGCACUUAACUUCUCAAUACCACCAGAUAUUUGUGCCCCCAAAUGGUGUGCCAGUCACCAGGAUCGAUGUUCCUGACUCAACCAAUCAACCAAUUCUCUUGUGUGGUGAUUCUUCUACCUCUUCCAUGCCUUCAACAGGGAAUGGGACAAUGAUAAAGUUUGGUCCUGAAGGACCUCUGUGUGAAUCCAUGGCUACUGUACUUCAUCUCAGAGACCAGAAGAGAUGUCCUGAAAUGGCUUCAGUCAGAGAAAAUAAAGAGGAACAACCAUCCUCAUGUAGCUCUUCCAUGGAAGCUUCUGGUGUCCAUGAAAGUAAAUUACCUGAAAUUGUUAUGCGAAAAGAAGUGGGCAGUUUGAAUGUAUCCUGUGAUGACAUUGCUCAGCCACAUCCUCUGCAAUGUUACCCUGUUCCUCCUCUGGUCUUCAGUUGGAAUCCAUGUUGGAAUAAUGCAGCUUCCACAAUGGCAGCUCCGCGCUCUUCUGAGAUGGUCUCUAUACCGAAUGGCAUUAACCCUAAUCCGACUCCUCAGUGCUCCACGCCAAUGCUGGCAGCUCCUGGCAUUUGCACACAAAGCAUUCCUUUACAGUUUGUGCCUGCACCAUAUUGGAGUUGCAUUCCUGUUUGGGCUCCCGGAACAAGGAAUAUGCCAUUCACAGAAUUUAAUGGUGGCUUAUCUCCAUCAUCUUCCGCUAGCAGUGGUUGUUCAGGCAACAACUCACCAACUUUAGGCAAGCAUUCUAGAGAUGCAAAUUUGGUGGAUGAGGAGAAAUCAGAUAGGCGUCUUUUGGUUCCGAAGACAUUGAGAAUCGACCGGUCAAAUGAGGCUUCUAAGAGUUCUAUCUGGGCCACCAUGGGUUUUAAGUCACCACAACAGGAAGAAACGGAAUUAAGAUUUGGUAUCUCGAAACUUUAUAAAGUAGUGCAGAAGGAAAGGGACUUUCAUCAGAUUCCAUUAGAAGCCAAUCCUGCUGCUCUUUCUCGCUCUCAAACAUUCCAAGAGAGAAUAUAAAAGGAAAUCUAAUGUGACAUUUUUGCUUGAAGAACUCAAUGCAUCUAUAAUCUUGUCAUUGCAUAUUUGCUUGGCAUUACUUUGUCAGUUCAACUUCCCGGUGCUUGUUCUGCAAUGAAAUCAAUGGGAAUGCUCUGCUUUGCGGAAUGGAAAUAAAGAAAGGUUUCAGCUCUUGGUAAUUUGAAAGCUGCGUCAGACAAUUUGCAGGGUUCUUGAUACACCUAUUUCAGAGUAACCAUCAAGACUGUGAAUAACAAGGAAUAGAGGGUGAGUGAGUGAUUUAUUGUCCAUGGCCUAAUUUUUUGUUCAGAUUGUAGCAAGCUCAUAUGUGCAUCUGUGAUUCGGAAACUACACAUCUCUUUUACAUUUCGUAUGAAUUUCAAAUUACAUCAUAAAUUUCAACUGCUGACCGCGCUC